AUGGCGGAGAGCCCGGCGGCCGAGGACGCGGCCCCGGCCCCGGCCGCGGUGCUGGCGGCGGGCGGCGGCAGCGCCUCCCCCAGCGCCGCCGGAGCCGCGGGGACCCCCGGCGUGUUCAUCCCCGCCGAGCUCUGGGCGGCGGCGGGGUUCGGCGCGGCCGCGGCGCCCGGCAGCGGCGUGGCCCCCGGUAGCGGCGGCGGCGGCGGCGCUCCCAUGGCGGCGGCGGCGGCGGGGGCCGCGCUCCUCACGCACUCCGCCUUCUGGGACCCCACGGUCAGCGGAGACUGGGACAGCGAGCGGCCCAGCCCGGCCUGCCUGCUGCGGAUCAAACGGGAUAUCAUGUCCAUCUACAAGGAGCCGCCGCCGGGAAUGUUCGUUGUGCCUGAUCCCCACGACAUGACCAAGAUCCACGCUCUGAUCACGGGUCCCUUCGACACCCCGUACGAGGGCGGCUUCUUCCUGUUCCUGUUCCGCUGCCCCCCGGACUAUCCCAUCCACCCGCCGCGCGUCAAGCUCAUGACCACGGGCAACAACACGGUCCGGUUCAACCCCAACUUCUACCGCAACGGCAAGGUCUGCCUCAGCAUCCUGGGCACGUGGACAGGCCCGGCCUGGAGCCCGGCCCAGAGCAUCUCCUCGGUGCUGAUCUCCAUCCAGUCCCUGAUGACAGAGAACCCGUACCACAACGAGCCCGGCUUCGAGCAGGAGCGGCACCCCGGGGACAGCAAGAACUACAACGAGUGCAUCCGGCACGAGACGAUCCGCGUGGCCGUGUGCGACAUGCUGGAGGGGAAAUGUCCCUGCCCCGAGCCCCUGCGGGGGGUGAUGGAGAAAUCCUUCAUGGAAUAUUUGGAUUUCUACGAGGGCGUGUGCAAGGAGCGGCUCUACCUGCAGGGCCAGAGCAUGCAGGACCCGUUCGGGGAGAAGCGCGGGCUCUUCGAUUACCAGGCGCUGCUGGGGCGGCUGCAGGCGCUGCGGGCGCGGCUCCAGGAGCGGCUCCAGCCCGACAGCGCCGACAUGGACUCGGACAGCAGCUCCUCAGAGCCCGAGCCGGACACUCAGGCCUGCCCCAAAGCCUAAAGCCAGCCCUAGGCCGGGCCUAAGGACUGCAGAGCAGCCGGGCUCGGGGCGGGAGAGCCGCGGGAUCCUCCCCUCCCUGCUCCCACCCUGCCCCAGCCACGGGGAUUCCUGCAGGAGAAUUCCCAAAGAGAGGAUUCACUGAAAGAGAGGAUUCCCAAAAAGAGAAUUCACUGAGAGAGAGGAUUCCCAAAAAGAGAAUUCACUGAAAGAGAGGAUUCCCAAAAAGAGAAUUCACUGAGAGAGGAUUCCUAAAAAGAGAAUUUCCUGGGAGAGGAGAAUUCCCAAAAAGAGAGAAUUCCCAAAAAGAGAAUUCCUAAAAAGAGA
Messenger RNA from Catharus ustulatus (Swainson's thrush), 1404 nucleotides. It is a transcript of the gene UBE2Z, whose product is annotated as ubiquitin conjugating enzyme E2 Z. Gene Ontology annotation, molecular function: ubiquitin conjugating enzyme activity; cysteine-type endopeptidase inhibitor activity. NCBI's taxonomy places the organism in Eukaryota, Metazoa, Chordata, Aves, Passeriformes, Turdidae. The record is from RefSeq and is a predicted model, not a curated record. Gene Ontology annotation, cellular component: nucleus. The transcript has 7 exons. Bases 1 to 1080 code for a protein of 359 amino acids. Gene Ontology annotation, biological process: negative regulation of apoptotic process.